GGCGUGCUGCCUGCUGCCGCCUGCGUGCGGCGUGCCCGUGCGGCCGUGCCGUGCCGAGCGACACUGAGAUCAGAGACGACAAGCAAAGCAAAGCCAACGGAGUCGAGACCGCGAUUACUAGGCACACUAGCUAGUUCGGGCAGCGAGCGGGGUGACGACGGCUAGCUAUGGCGUGCUACUCCGCCGUCCUGCAGCAUCCGCUGGGCUCCUCUCUCACGCCGUGCUCCGCCUCGCGAGCCCCACCACGCCUCCAGCGCGUGGGCGUGGCGGCAACCCCCUCGGUCGCCGCCUCCGCCCGCCCUCUUGCCCGCGUCAGGAUCUCACCGCGCUGCGCCUACUCCGGCGGAGCCGGCGCCACCCCUGGUGGGUCUGAGGAGCUACCCGCAGCGGCGCUCCGGCGGGUCCUGGAGACGCCUGGUGCGCACCAGGCGCCCGCCUGCUACGACGCGCUGAGCGCACGCCUCGUCGAGCGCGCCGGGUUCAGGGCCUGCUUCACGAGCGGUUUCUCAAUCUCUGCUGCACGACUUGGGUUACCAGAUGUUGGUCUCAUCUCUUACGGGGAAAUGAUUGAUCAGGGGCGUCUAAUUACUGAAGCAGUUUCAGUCCCUGUGAUCGGUGAUGCCGAUAAUGGUUAUGGGAACUGUAUGAAUGUCAAGAGGACAGUGAAAGGAUUUAUUAAUGCUGGUUUUGCUGGAAUUAUUCUUGAAGAUCAGGUGUCACCAAAAGCGUGUGGACAUACACAAGGAAGGAAGGUUGUCUCAAGGGAGGAAGCAAUUAUGCACAUAAAAGCAGCUGUCGAUGCCAGGAAUGAGAGUGGCUCUGAUAUUGUUAUUGUGGCAAGGACAGAUUCUCGUCAAGCUUUGUCUCUUGAUGAAGCAUUAUGGAGAGUAAGGGCCUUUGCUGAUGCUGGAGCAGAUCUUCUAUUCAUUGAUGCCCUUGCCUCAAGAGAAGAAAUGAAGGCAUUUUGUGCUAUCGCACCUGGAGUUCCAAAAAUGGCCAACAUGUUAGAAGGCGGUGGUAAAACUCCUAUACUGAGCCCUGUUGAACUGGAAGAAAUAGGUUAUAAAAUCAUAGCCUAUCCAUUAUCUCUGAUUGGUGUAUCAAUGCGUGCAAUGGAGGAUGCUCUUAUUGCUAUAAAGGGUGGUCGCAUACCUCCUCCAAGCAGUUUGCCAUCAUUUGAGGAGAUCAAGAAUACUCUUGGGUUCAACCACUAUUAUGAAGAAGAUAAACGAUAUGCGGUGACACCAGCCCAAUCAUUUUACGGGACUGGCUAUGAUAAUUAUACAAGUGAACCGAAAAAUCCAGGAGAUUCCAGGUCCAGGGCUGAAAAACCACAAGAACCUGUUAUUGACAUAUUGCCUCAGCUCUAUGAUAUUGGUUCCAGUGGCAGCAGAGGACCUUCAACUGGAAUGUGGUCUCGAACUCUUCGACUAAAGGUUACAGGAAGAGAUGGAGUCCUCAAAAUUGAUGCCAGGAUACCUGCUGGGUUCUUAGAAGGGAUGACAAGAGUUAUUCCAGGCUUGGCUGGAGCUAAUAUCAUGGAAAGGCUUCGGAAUGCGCCUAUUGAUACAGACAACCCCCAGAAUGGUCAGAUACUGCUUGAUUUUGAGGACGCUAUGGGAGAUAGGAUCCAGGUGUUUAUUGCAUGAGCUGAUUGUGCUGUCUUUGCUGGAAUGCUCGUACACAGCAAACUCUGAAAGCAUGGGUGUUACAAGUACGAUCAGGGUACAUGCAUCUUGCUAUUUAGUGCAAUCCUAUCUAGCAGUUGGAUUAGAUAAUUUGGACAUCAAUUAUGCCCGAGCAAACUAGUAUUUACAAAUGACAGACUUGUUCCUAUUCAUUGAGGCUGGAUGUACAUCAUUGGGAUUCCAUUAAAACACAGCUGGGGACUGCAGGAUAAGUUUCUCCGUAGCCUUGUUUCUGUGUUGAAAAAAUCCUGAAGUUGAUUGGAAAUAAAGAAGUAAACUCUUGUUGAGUUAUGAAA
Sorghum bicolor (sorghum) is the source of this 1984-nucleotide messenger RNA. RefSeq names its product 2,3-dimethylmalate lyase. The coding region runs from base 168 to 1649 and encodes 493 amino acids. The record is from RefSeq and is a predicted model, not a curated record. The transcript is spliced from 8 exons. NCBI's taxonomy places the organism in Eukaryota, Viridiplantae, Streptophyta, Magnoliopsida, Poales, Poaceae. Gene Ontology annotation, molecular function: catalytic activity.